AUGGCUCUUCCCUAUCCUCUCCCAACGAGACAACUUGGGACAUCAGGCCCCGUUGUUCCAGCCAUGAGCUUCGGGCUGAUGUCUCUGGGCGGAGCCUAUGGUGCAGCUGGAACCGAUGAGGACCGAUUCAAGGUCUUGGAUGCCGCAUAUGAUCUGGGUGCCCGCCACUGGGAUGACGCUGAUAUCUAUGGCGACACAGAAGAGCUGGUUGGGAAAUGGUUCGAGCGUAAUCCGGAAAAGCGCAAGGACAUCUUCUUGACAACCAAAUUUGGCAUUGUGAUUAAUGACCAGGGCAUGUCGCUCAGAAGUGAUGUGGAAUAUCUUCGAGCAGCCGUCGAGCGCAGCCUCAAGAAGUUGAAGACAGAUUACAUCGACCUCUAUUACUGCCAUCGUGUGGACGGAAAGACGCCAAUCGAGGAAACGCUCAAAGUCAUGGUGGAGCUGAAGAACGAGGGCAAGAUCAAGAACAUUGGACUGUCUGAAGUCUCAGUUGAUACGCUCAAGCGCGCAAGCAAGAUUCACCACAUCACAGCGGUCCAAAUAGAGUACUCUCCGUGGAUCCUCGACAUCGAACGUGGUGAGAAGGGCAACGCCGGCCUUCUUGACACUUGCAAUGAGCUCGGGACCGCAAUUGUUGCAUAUAGUCCGCUCGGUCGAGGCUUCCUCACCGGCACCAUCACAUCUCCCGAGCAAGUGAAGGGCGACUGGCGUGGUGCCAUUCCGCGGUUCCAGAAGGAAUUCUUCGAUCGCAAUAUGGAACUAACUAACAAAUUCAAGGACAUCGCGGAGAAAAAGGGCCUCACCACCAGUCAAUUGGUACUUGCGUGGUUGAUGCGACAGGGCGAGCAGAUUCACGUCCUGUUUGGCACGCGUAGUGCCGAGCGUCUGAAGGAGAAUCUCUUCGCAGUGACGGUACAGUUGACCGAUGAGGAGAACAAGACCUUGAGAGCCCUGUCCGAAAAGACUCAGAAUCUUGGUCUGAGGUAUCCCGAGGCCAUGUCUGUCAUCAUGAAUUAUGAAACUCCAGCUCUGAAGGCUUGA
Messenger RNA from Exophiala bonariae, 1041 nucleotides. RefSeq lists its product as uncharacterized. The coding region runs from base 1 to 1041 and encodes 346 amino acids. The transcript is spliced from 2 exons. Gene Ontology annotation, cellular component: cytoplasm. NCBI's taxonomy places the organism in Eukaryota, Fungi, Ascomycota, Eurotiomycetes, Chaetothyriales, Herpotrichiellaceae. The record is from RefSeq and is a predicted model, not a curated record.